GCACACUCAGCCGUUGUCCGCAGCUCGGGGAGCGCCAUGGCGGCAGUGCGCAGCUUGCGGGUCUCGGUGAAAUCGGACAGCGGCUCGGAGCGCUCGGACUCGGACUCCGAGUCGGACCGAGACGCCCGCGAUGCCGAGCCGAUGGAGGUGGAGGAGGGCGAGCUGGAGGCGGAGGACGUGUCCGUGAACCGCUCCCUGAAGGAGCUGCUGCCGGACACAAGCCGGCGCUACGAGAACAAGGCUGGGGCCUUCAUCACCGGGAUCGACGUCAACUCCAAGGAGGCCAUUGAGCGGAAGGAGAAGCGUGCGCAGCGUUUCCAUUUCCAUGGCGAGCAGAGCGUCACUCAGAGGAACGUGUUUCUGGACAAAGACGCUAUGAAGAAAGCCAUCCCCAAGCUGCGGUUGGAGGCGAUUCACGUGAGUGGCGUGGACGACAUGAGCACUCAGGACGUCUUCGGAUAUUUCAAAGAGUAUCCCCCGGCACACAUCGAGUGGAUCGACGACACUUCCUGUAACGUGGUGUGGCUGGAUGACGACACGUCCAUUCGGGCGCUCAUCAACUCCAGCCGGAUGCCCGACCCGGAGGCGGUCGCCACAGAGACGGAAAGGAGCAACCAACCGAGCAAAGCGGGUCGUCAGGGUCAAGGAUCAGACGACGAAGAGGAGGAGGGCGAGGUGGAUGAGGACGAGGCCAAAAAGAGCGGCGGGGAGGUCGAGGGGAAGGACAUCGAGGGCGAGGCGGACAAGACGAAGGCGGAGGGCGCUCAGGUGGACGACCUGUCGAGAGCAGAGAGGGAGUCGCUGCUGAGGAACGAGCUGCGUCCGGCCAUCAGGCCCUUUAAAGGAAACAAGCUUCUGCUGCGCUUCGCUACACAAGAUGACAAGAAGGAGCUGGGCGCAGCUCGUCGCAGCCGAUACUACAUGAAGUAUGGAAACCCCAACUACGGAGGCAUGAAGGGGAUCCUCAGCAACUCCUGGAAGAGGCGGUAUCACACCCGCCGGAUCCAGCGAGACGUCCUCAAAAGCAAGAAGCCCCUGAUUGGAGACAGCAUGGGACACACUCCGCCGUACACACACCGACACUCUGCUGACCUGGUCAACCUGCCCGAGGAGCCCAUCAAGGAGGAGGAAGAGGAGGAGGACGAAGACGCCAGUGGCGACGAGGACAUGGACUCCGAUGACCGGGUCGUGGAGUACAAGGACAGGGGCGAGCGGGGCGGCGGCUCGCGCUCCAUGGGGGCGGGGCUUCGCAGUCACGCGGACCGCUCGCCGUCGCCGUGGUCCGAGUCGGAUGAGAUGGACUACGACCUGGAGCUGAAGAUGAUCUCCACGCCGUCUCCCAAGAAGAGCAAGAAGAUGACCAUGUACGCCGACGAGCUGGACACGCACCUGAACACCAUCCGGAACAGGAUCGGAGUGUCGGGGUCUCAGAGUCGCACCAAACCGUCUUCGCCCACCAAGGUGACGGACGUGAGGCAGCUGCUGGAGGAGAAGAGGCAGGGUGUGUCGUCUCAACACAGACAGCCUCCCCCGGUGGCCAGUGGUGGUAAGACAGACAUCCGGCAGAGGCUCGGGAAGAGGCGUUACUCUCCGGACAGACGGCGGUCCCCCUCCCCCGUGUCCCCGAGGAGCACGCCUCCAUCCAGAGAGCCAAUCAGAGAUGUGCACCGCAGACUGGGCGUGGCCAGUCAGGACAGCAGAGGGCCCUCAUCCAAAGACAGAAAGACAGGCGGGCUGUGGAGCCGUCUCGGCUCUGGGGGCGACGACGGCGAUGUCGGCGCCGGGCGUCACAACCACAGAUCGAGCGGCCACUCGGCGGGGCUCUUCUCCUCUUCCUCCUCAUCCUCGUCCUCCGCUGUGCCGUCGGGGAGAAAUGACAGCAGCAGCAGCAGGAGGAGACGAGAAGACGGGCCGGACGCCAAGGAGCAGGAGGCGGAGGAGGUGGAGGAGGAGGACGACUCCACGCUCCAGAGGAUGUGGGGUGCCAUGAUCAAACAGAAACAGGAGCGCAUGUCCCACAAGAUGAAGAAGAGCCGGCUGGACAACCUGCCGUCGCUGCAGAUCGAGAUCAGCCGCGACAGCAGCGACGAGUCGGACGCCUGAGAGGGAGGACGCUCCUGCCAGCCUCGGACUGGGCCGACGCAGCGCUCGGAACAGACUGUGGGCCUCUCAGACCCCGCAGAGUCAUGGGUGAAGGGGCCCCGGGGCCUCUGAGCUGACUGUUACAUGGCCGUUUGGGACCUUUAUUUUCAGGCUCCGUUGACUUGCAGACCUUGGUAAAGACGUCCCGGUGUUCAGCUGUUCAUUCCACUGUUUUUUCCCGGUCUGGUAUCGAUAGUCGGGGCCACAUAGACUACUUUUUGUGCCCGGGGCCUCGUCCUCUCCGGAUCCAUCCCGGCCGCGCUCAGCGGAACCGUUCACCCCGUCACAUCCAGCUGCCGUCGUGUUCAUCCACAUUCCCGUGUCUGUCGUCAGAGCUUUGUGUGCUCUCCCUCAAACUGCUCGCAGUCCACGACGGUGGCGCUCAUACACGCCGUAUGGUCGUCCAGCGUCAGCUGACUGUUUGGGUGUCAGAAAAAAAAAACACUCACAAAAAAUGACCUCAAAGGACAAACGCACACAAAAAAAAACCCAGCCCCAAAGAAAAAAAAAUAUCAAGAGGCACAGAAAUCAACUUCAGAGACACAUGAAAUGACCUUAGAGAGGAGGGCAAUGCCAGAUGUUGUGGGUUCAGUGUCUCUCUUCAGUCAGUUUUUUGUCAACAAUUGUGUACUUUCAACUGUUUGUGGUGUGUGGUGAACAGAGGGAGCGUCUGGGACUUUCUUUGGUGAAACGUCACCGAAUCAUGAGGACAGACGAGAUGGAAAUGGAGGCUGUUUUUUUUUUUUUUUAAUCGUGUUAUUGUGCAUCAGUCUGUUUGGACAUGAACUGUUUCUGGUUCCAUGAUUUCUUUCUGUCUUCUGUGUUUUGUAAACAAACUCUUGGGGUCCACAGCAACUGUUGUCCCAGCACCAGAGUACACGUGGAGAAUAAAACGAUCAAUCAUG
This is a messenger RNA of Salarias fasciatus (jewelled blenny), 3047 nucleotides long. It is a transcript of the gene ncbp3, whose product is annotated as nuclear cap binding subunit 3. Bases 37 to 2103 code for a protein of 688 amino acids. The transcript is spliced from 13 exons. Lineage: Eukaryota; Metazoa; Chordata; Actinopteri; Blenniiformes; Blenniidae. Gene Ontology annotation, molecular function: mRNA binding; RNA 7-methylguanosine cap binding. The record is from RefSeq and is a predicted model, not a curated record. Gene Ontology annotation, cellular component: nucleus.